Molecule: messenger RNA, 771 nt
Organism: Prorocentrum cordatum
Lineage: Eukaryota; Dinophyceae; Prorocentrales; Prorocentraceae
Source: the annotation of a GenBank genome assembly
AUGGGUUAUCUCAGUGUGCGCCAACGGAUUCGGCUGGUCGACUGCGUCCCGAACCCGGAGAAGUGCGGCGGCGAGGGCGGCUGCAAGGGCGCCACCGCCGAGCUCGCGCUCCAGUACGUGCAGGAGCACGGGCUCUCCACGGCCGACGGGUACCAGGGCGGCUAUCAGUCCGGCGGCGACGGCACGUGCCAGGCGACACACACCGACGGCCAGAAGAGAGCUGUGUCCACCGGCUUCGAGCAGCUGCCGGCGAACGAGCUGGAGCCGCUGCUCGAGGCCGUUGCGACCACGGGGCCCGUCGUGGUGUCGGUCGACGCGUCCGGCUGGGCCAGCUAUGCGGCCGGCGUGUUCGACGGCUGUCCUCAGAACGCCACCAUCAACCAUGCUGUGCUGCUGGUGGGCUUCGGCACCGAUAACGAGACCGGCAUGGACUACUGGCUUAUCCGAAACUCGUGGGGCGACGGCUGGGGAGAGGAAGGCCACAUCCGCCUGAAGCGCCACCAGUCGGACAGAGGCGAUGCCGGGCACUGCGGGGUGGACACGGCCCCGCUGGAGGGCGUUGGAUGCCCAGGGGGCCCGCCAGAGAUGCCGGUGUGCGGCAUGUGCGGGGUGCUCUCCGACUCCUCGUAUCCCACGGGCGUGCACGUCUCCCGCGGGCCGGCAGCGGAGCCCAUGGGCGGCGGCGGCGGCGGCGACAUCAUCUCUGCGUCCCUCGGCGGGGUCGAGUCCUUCGGCAGGGCCGUCUCCGAGCUCCUCGGCGGGCCCCGCUGA